Messenger RNA from Cheilinus undulatus (humphead wrasse), 2681 nucleotides. Its product is annotated as gastrula zinc finger protein XlCGF8.2DB-like. Bases 409 to 1587 code for a protein of 392 amino acids. Lineage: Eukaryota; Metazoa; Chordata; Actinopteri; Labriformes; Labridae. Gene Ontology annotation, molecular function: DNA-binding transcription factor activity; RNA polymerase II cis-regulatory region sequence-specific DNA binding. The record is from RefSeq and is a predicted model, not a curated record. The transcript has 2 exons. Gene Ontology annotation, biological process: regulation of transcription by RNA polymerase II.
UCCGAAGAAGAAGUUAGCAUGUUAAGAUGAUCCACUGUCCCGAAAGAGUGAAGAAUAUCUUCGGAAAGUGCUAAGAGUUGACUGUUCUGAGCGAUUUUUUGACGUUGGAAAAUGUCCAAGUUUCGGGGUCUUUUAGUUGUCCCUGUGGUGAUCCAGUCGCUGUCGGUGAGGGAAGAAGAGGUUUCCUCCUAGCCGCAUGAGGGAAAAUCCAGUCUGGACCAGGAGAUUAGUGAGCCUCUGCACAUUAAAGAGGAACCAGAGGAAGUGUUGAGCAGUCAGGAGGAAGAGCAGAGUCAUGAGCCAGAGGAGGAUGAUAAAAGGUUCACUUUUGUUCCUGCCCCUGUGAAGAGGGAGGAAGAUGAGGAGAAUCCUCAGUCCUCACAGAUUUGUCAGAGACAGACUGAAGAGAUGGAAACAGGAGCUGAUGGAGAGGACUGUGGAGGAGAAGAGGCAGCCAGGUGCAUUGACCCAGAGAGAGAUGUGCAUCCGCAGACUGAGGUUCAGACUGACGAAUCCUCUGACCCUCAGACUGAUGGAUCUUCUGACCCUCAGACUGAUGGAUCUUUUGACCCUCAGACUGAUGGAUCCUCUGACCCUCAGACUGAUGGAUCUUCUGACUCUCAGACAGAUGAAUCUGAGAGUGAUGACAGCACUGAUUCAAGGGAAACAACAGAACAUCAGUCAGGUUUAAAGUCAGUGGAAAGAAGCACAAGAAAGAGAGCAAAGACUGAGAAGAAAUCAUACAUGUGCUCUGAGUGUGGCCAAAAAUUUGCCUCUGAAAUAAUUUUGACCAAUCACAUGGCAUUUCAUACCAGUGACAAACCUUUCAGCUGCUCUGUGUGUGGACGGAGUUUUAUCAAACAAGUAAAUUUGAAUAGUCAUAUGAGAGUUCACAAAGCUGGGAAACCUUUUGUCUGCUCUGAGUGUGGUCUGAGAUUUACCUUCAAAGAGGGUUUAUGUUAUCACAUGAAAAGCCACAGAGUACUAAAACCUUUUGGCUGCCCUGAGUGUGAUCGGAGAUUUUCCCAAAGAGGGGACCUGCUCAAACACAUGGAACUACAUGAAGUAAAUCCACAACUCAGCUGCCCUGAGUGUGGCGAAAAAUUUAACUUGAGAUGUGGUCUGAAAGCUCAUCUAGAAAAUCACAUAAGACAGCAAGACUUCAGCUGCUCUGAGUGCGGUCAAUUGUUUAACUGUCUAGUAAGUCUGUCCAAACACAUGGAAGUUCAUACCAGAGAAAAACUUUACAGCUGCUCUGAGUGUGGGAAGACAUUUGCCCAACGAGGAAGUUUGAGUGUACACAUGACUAUUCACACAGGAGUAAAACCUUUUGCGUGCUCUGAGUGUGAUAGGAAAUUUACCCAAAGAGGAGACGCGAUGAAACACAUGAGAAAUCAACAAGCACCAACACAACUCAGCUGCAUUAUGUGUGGCAAAAAAUAUAACCUAAAGUGUGGUCUGAGUGCUCAUCUGAGUGCUCACAAUAAAGAGAAAGACUUCAGCUGCUUUAAAUGUGGCAAGAGAUUUACUCAUGGAGGUGAUCUGAACUCGCAUAUGUUGGUUCACAUGAAACGAAAAACAUGCUGACACCCUCAAACAUCUAGUCAGCGAGAUUAUCAGACAUGACGCUUGGGAAUUGACAUGAAGAGAAACCCUUGAGAUUUUCUGAGUGUUGUGAAAGAUUUAAGUUCAUUUUUAAUCUGAUGGCACAUAAGGCCAGCUACACAGGAGAGACACCGUUCUGCUGUUCUUUAGCAAGUCAUUUACAACCAGAGGCUGAAAUAAACACUGCAGACUUUUCUGAACCUGAGACUGAAGACACUUAAUAUUGGAAGAGGAGAGAUCAUUGGUAUUGUUUACCACCUAAAAAAUGGAGGCUUUCUUUCUUUUAGUGAUGUCAUACUGUUAAGAGAACACUGAAUGUAGUAACGACUCUAUUUUAAGUAUAUAUUGGGAACCCCUUGAUGAUGCCUCAAAUACUUUUUGAAGGCUGUUUUUGCUUUAAAAUUAUUUUUUCUUUUGAAUAAAGUAGGAAGGUUUAAGUUGUUAUAACGUUUCCUUUUAUGUUGCUUAUAUACAGUUAAAAUGGGUUUAUUCAACUGUUAAACCAUCCUCUGGAAUAUUCUGGUAUAGAUGGUCCAUUGGGUCAAACUGAUUCUUUAGGGGUUAAUCUUCAGGUUGUUCUCACUAUCAUAGUGAGAAAACUUUUUUGGAGCAACUCCAAAAGUUCCUGUCUUUCUUAGACGAUUUGCUUCAACACUCUACUUAAGAGCAACCAGUGGAUCUGUUCAACAAUGCGUGGCAUGCUCCCUCUCCAAGUUUCUAGGUGAUAACACAAAGGCAUCACCUGUCUUAACAUAAAAUGAUCAUUUGUGAGCCCCUCUUAAUAAAUUUGUUGUAAAUUGACCAGAGAAUAUCAGUACUGUUUACCCUCUGGAAAACUGUGGCUUUCUCUCAGUGGUAUGGAAUAGAACACUGUUGAGAGCACUGAAAGUAGUCAUACCUUCAUUUGGCAUUGUCUCUUGGGACCCCCCUGAAUAUGAGAUGGUUCAUCUCAAGUGCCCAUCCCUUUAAUCAAAUUUCAAUCUCUUCAAGUAAACUGCACAAGGAGAAAAACAUGUUGGAAUGCAGUAUUUGAGUUUUAAUGCUAGUGAUUUUGAAAAGUUUUAUGCUGUUUUGUU